GGAGCCCAGGCCGAGGGCCAGGCCGGGCCGGCAGCCCAGGCGCCUCGCUUCGGAGGAGGCUCGGCGGAGAAGACUGUCCGCCACCCCCGACCGACAACCUAGGAGCCGACAGAAGGACAGCACGCCCUUCUCGCCCCUUUCCUCGCUGCACCGCCUCGCGGGGCCCUCCUGAAGUGCCCCGUACCCCGCCCCGCUCCGGCCUCCGCCACCCGCUGCAGAAGCCGCCGGCGCCGGAUCGGGGAGUACACACCGGAUGGGCCGGCCGUGCGGGGUCGGGCGCCCGGCGAGUGGGCUUCCUAGAGCCUGCUGAGCGGCGGCCGGGAGAGCGGAGAGGGGCGGCCGGGAGUGGAGAGCGCGCCCUCGGGGCGCACAGCGCGGCGGCCCUCGCAGAGGCGAUGCCCGGGCGGCUGGGAGCCGCCGGCCGCAGGAGGCCUUAGGCGGGCAUGGGCUUGGCAGCCCAGUCCUAGCGACCCUCUGCUCCGACUCGCCGGACGGACGCGAUGGCCUCGGAAGUGGUGUGCGGGCUCAUCUUCAGGCUGCUGCUCCCCGUCUGCCUGGCAGUAGCCUGUGCGUUCCGGUACAAUGGGCUCUCCUUCGUCUACCUCAUCUACCUCCUGCUCAUCCCCCUGUUCUCAGAACCAACCAAAGCCACCAUGCAAGGACACACAGGACGGUUGUUAAAGUCUCUGUGCUUCACCAGUUUUUCCUUCCUGUUGCUGCAUAUAAUUUUCCACAUCACGUUGGCAAGUUUGGAGGCACAGCACCGCAUUGCACCUGGUUACAACUGCUCAACCUGGGAAAAGACAUUCCGACAGAUCGGCUUUGAAAGCUUAAAGGGCGCUGAUGCCGGCAACGGGAUCCGAGUGUUUGUGCCUGACGUCGGCAUGUUCAUAGCCAGUCUGACCAUCUGGCUGGUCUGUAGGAACAUCGUUCAGAAACCAGUGACUGAAGAAGCAGCGCAGUAUAAUCUGGAGUUUGAGAAUGAAGAAUCGGCUGGAGGAGAAAAAAUAGACCCAGAAGAGGCACUGAUCUAUGAAGAGGAUUUAGAGGAAAGAGAUGGUGUUGAAGGCGAUUUGGAAGAAAGCACGAAAUUAAAACUCUUCCGCAGGCUGGCCUCUGUGGCUUCCAAGCUUAAGGAAUUCAUUGGCAACAUGAUAACCACCGCGGGGAAGGUUGUUGUGACGAUUUUACUCGGUUCAUCAGGAAUGAUGCUGCCCUCUCUGACCUCGUCCGUGUACUUCUUUGUGUUUUUGGGUCUGUGCACCUGGUGGUCCUGGUGCCGGACCUUCGACCCCUUGCUGUUCAGCUGUCUCUGUGUCCUGCUGGCUAUUUUCACUGCGGGACACUUGAUUGGACUGUAUUUGUACCAGUUCCAGUUCUUCCAAGAAGCAGUCCCUCCCAACGACUACUAUGCCAGGUUGUUUGGUAUCAAAUCAGUCAUUCAAACAGACUGUUCCAGCACGUGGAAGAUCAUAGCAAACCCAGACCUGUCAUGGUACCACCAUGCCAACCCCAUCGUCCUGCUGGUGAUGUACUACACGCUGGCCACUCUAAUCCGAAUCUGGCUACAGGAGCCCCUUGUGCAGGAAGAGAGGACCAAGGAAGAGGACAGAGCCCUGGCCUGCAGCCCGGUCCCCAUCACAGCCGAGAGGAGGCGGAGCCUGUGGUACGCGACCCACUACCCCACGGAUGAGAGAAAACUUUUAUCCAUGACUCAAGAUGACUACAAACCAUCUGAUGGCCUGCUGGUGACUGUGAACGGCAACCCCGUGGAUUACCACACCAUCCACCCGAGCCUUCCCCUGGAGAACGGCCCCGCCAAGGCCGACCUGUACUCCACCCCACAGUACCGCUGGGACCCCGCCGCUGACUCCCUGGAAAAGAAAGAGGGAGAAGAUGAGAAAGAAGAAUUUGAGGAGGAGAAGGCCCAUGAGGAGAAAAGGAGUGUCAAAGUCCAUGCCAUGGUCUCUGUGUUCCAGUUCAUCAUGAAGCAGAGUUACAUCUGUGCCCUUAUCGCUAUGAUGGCAUGGAGCAUCACGUACCACAGCUGGCUGACGUUCGUGCUGCUGAUCUGGUCCUGCACUCUUUGGAUGAUUCGCAACAGAAGGAAAUAUGCCAUGAUCAGCUCUCCAUUCAUGGUUGUCUACGGAAAUCUACUGCUCAUAUUACAGUACAUAUGGAGUUUUGAACUCCCUGAAAUUAAAAAGGUCCCAGGAUUUUUAGAAAAGAAAGAGCCAGGGGAACUUGCCUCAAAGAUCCUUUUCACCAUUACGUUUUGGCUGUUGCUGAGACAGCACCUCACAGAGCAAAAAGCUCUCCAAGAAAAGGAAGCUCUUCUGUCUGAGGUCAAAAUCGGAAGUCAGGAAAAUGAAGAAAAAGAUGAUGAACAGGACAUACAGGUGGAUGGGGAGGCCCAGGAGAAGAAGGAAGAAGAGGAGCCAAAGGAGGAGAAGCAGGAGCAGAAGAAGGAGGAGGAGGAGGAGGACGAGCAGGACAUCAUGAAGGUGCUGGGUAACCUGGUGGUGGCCUUGUUCAUCAAGUACUGGAUCUACGUCUGUGGAGGGAUGUUCUUCUUCGUCAGCUUCGAGGGUAAAAUCGUGAUGUACAAGAUCAUCUACAUGGUGCUCUUCCUGUUCUGUGUGGCCCUGUAUCAGGUGCACUAUGAGUGGUGGAGACGGAUCCUGAAAUAUUUCUGGAUGUCGGUGGUUAUCUACACGAUGCUGGUGCUGAUCUUUAUAUACACAUAUCAGUUUGAAAACUUCCCGGGCCUGUGGCAAAAUAUGACUGGAUUGAAAAAAGAAAAGCUGGAGGACCUUGGCUUAAAACAGUUCACGGUGGCUGAGCUCUUCACGCGCAUAUUCAUCCCCACGUCCUUCUUGCUGGUGUGCAUCCUGCACCUGCACUACUUCCACGACCGCUUCCUGGAACUCACGGACCUGAAGUCCAUUCCCAGCAAGGAAGACAGCGCCAUCUACAGACUGGCCCACCCCGAGGGAAGCCUUCCGGACCUCGCCAUGAUGAAGGCAACCGCCAGCUUGGAGGUGGUGGAAGUCAAGCAGCUGGCAGGACCUGGGGAGGAGAAGCCGGGGGGAUGCCCUGCAAAGGCCAAGAAGGGUGAGCUCGGCAAGGAGAGUGAGGAAGAGGACGAGGAGGAGGAGGAGGAGGACGAGGAGGAGGAAGAGACGUCAGAUCUGAGGAACAAGUGGCACCUGGUGAUUGACCGCCUCACGGUGCUGUUCCUGAAGUUCCUGGAGUGCUUCCACCAGCUGCAGACGUUCCUGUGGUGGAUCCUGGAGCUUCACAUCAUCAAGAUCGUCUCCUCCUACAUCAUCUGGGUGUCCGUGAAAGAGGUGUCUCUGUUCAACUAUGUAUUUUUGAUUUCUUGGGCUUUUGCUCUGCCGUACACCAAGCUCCGCCGCCUGGCUUCAAGCGUCUGCACUGUGUGGACAUGUGUGAUCAUUGUCUGCAAAAUGUUGUACCAGCUGCAGACCAUUAAGCCUGAGAACUUUUCUGUCAACUGUUCCUUGCCAAAUGAAAACCAAACGAAUAUACCCCUGCAGCAGCUGAACAAGUCUCUGCUUUACAGUGCCCCCAUUGACCCAGCAGAGUGGGUCGGCCUGAGGAAGUCCUCUCCUUUGCUUGUCUACCUGAGGAACAACCUCCUGAUGCUGGCCAUUCUGGCCUUUGAGGUCACCAUCUACCGCCAUCAGGAGUAUUAUCGCGGUCGGAACAACCUCACGGCCCCCGUGUCUAAAACCAUCUUUCACGACAUUACAAGACUCCACCUGGAUGAUGGACUUGUCAAUUGUGCCAAGUAUUUCAUCAAUUACUUCUUCUACAAGUUUGGUCUGGAGACCUGUUUCCUCAUGUCAGUUAACGUGAUCGGUCAGCGGAUGGAUUUCUACGCCAUGAUUCACGCCUGCUGGUUGAUUGCCGUCUUGUACCGGCGCCGAAGGAAAGCCAUCGCGGAGAUCUGGCCCAAGUACUGCUGCUUCCUGGCCUGCAUCAUCACCUUCCAGUACUUCAUCUGCAUCGGCAUCCCUCCCGCCCCGUGCCGAGAUUACCCCUGGAGGUUCAAGGGCGCCAGCUUCAACGACAACAUCGUCAAGUGGCUGUACUUCCCAGACUUCAUCGUGCGGCCCAACCCCGUGUUCCUCGUGUAUGACUUCAUGCUGCUUCUGUGCGCCUCCCUACAACGGCAGAUUUUCGAGGACGAAAACAAGGCCGCCGUGCGGAUCAUGGCAGGUGACAACGUGGAGAUCUGCAUGAACCUGGACGCGGCCUCGUUCAGCCAGCACAACCCCGUCCCCGACUUCAUCCACUGCAGAUCGUACCUGGACAUGUCCAAAGUGAUCAUCUUCAGCUACCUCUUCUGGUUCGUGCUCACCAUCAUCUUCAUCACCGGGACGACCAGGAUCAGCAUCUUCUGCAUGGGUUACCUGGUGGCCUGCUUCUACUUCCUGCUCUUUGGGGGCGAUUUGCUGCUGAAGCCCAUCAAGAGCAUCCUGCGGUAUUGGGACUGGCUGAUUGCAUACAACAUCUUUGUGAUCACGAUGAAAAACAUACUGUCGAUAGGAGCAUGCGGCUAUAUUGAAAAAUUGGUUCAAAAUAGUUGCUGGUUGAUCCAAGCUUUCAGCCUGGCCUGCACAGUCAAGGGCUACAAAAUGCCUGAUGAUGAUUCCUCGUGUAAACUACCCAGCGGGGAAGCGGGGAUUAUUUGGGACAGCAUAUGCUUUGCCUUCCUCCUGCUGCAGAGAAGAGUUUUCAUGAGUUACUAUUUCCUGCACGUCGUGGCGGAUAUAAAAGCUUCACAGAUCCUGGCUUCGAGGGGGGCUGAACUUUUCCAGGCCACGAUUGUAAAGGCUGUAAAGGCAAGAAUUGAGGAAGAGAAAAAGUCAAUGGACCAGCUGAAGAGGCAGAUGGAUCGCAUCAAGGCCAGGCAACAGAAAUACAAAAAGGGUAAGGAGAGGAUGCUGAGCUUGACCCAGGAGUCAGGGGAAGGCCAGGACAUCCAAAAACUCUCUGAAGAGGAUGAUGAAAGAGAAGCAGACAAACAGAAAGCCAAGGGCAAAAAAAAGCAGUGGUGGCGGCCUUGGGUUGAUCAUGCUUCCAUGGUCAGGAGUGGAGAUUACUAUUUGUUUGAAACGGACAGUGAAGAGGAGGAAGAGGAAGAAUUAAAAAAGGAAGAUGAAGAGCCUCCACGAAGGUCAGCUUUCCAGUUUGUUUAUCAAGCCUGGAUUACUGACCCUAAAACAGCACUCCGACAGAGGCGCAAAGAGAAAAAAAGAUCUGCAAAAGAAGAACAGAAAAGAAGGAGAAAAGGAUCUGGGGACGUCUUGGCAGGUUCUGUGGAGUGGGAAGACCGGGAGGAUGAACCGAUCAAGAAGAAGUCUGAUGGACCAGAUAAUAUCAUCAAGAGGAUAUUUAAUAUUCUGAAGUUCACCUGGGUCCUGUUUCUGGCGACCGUGGACAGUUUCACAACGUGGCUGAACUCCAUCUCCAGGGAGCACAUCGACAUCUCCACCGUCCUGAGGAUCGAGAGGUGCAUGCUGACCAGAGAGAUUAAAAAGGGCAACGUCCCGACCCGGGAGAGCAUCCACAUGUACUAUCAGAACCACAUCAUGAACCUUUCCAGAGAGUCGGGACUGGACACCAUUGAUGACCGUCCUGGCGCCACCGCAGGUAUACAGACAGCCCACAGGAUGGACAGCUUAGAUUCCCACGACAGCAUCUCCAGUGAGCCCACGCAGUGCACGAUGCUCUACUCGCGCCAGGGGACCACAGAGACCAUAGAGGAGGUGGAGGCCGAGCAGGAUGAGGAGGCGCCUGAGGAGGCCCGGGACACCCAGUCCCCACAAGACCCCACGGAGGACGGCGACGUGGAGGCCCCGCCCUCCUACAGCAAGGCCGUCAGCUUCGAGCACCUGUCUUUUGACUCCCGGGACGACUCGGGGGGCCAGACCCACAUGGCGGUCAGCCCCGACGACAGCCGCUCGGACCGCCUGGAGGCCAGCAUCCUGCCACCCCUGACGCAUGAGCUGACGGCCAGUGAGCUACUGCUGAACAAGAUGUUCCGUGACGAUGAGCUGGAAGAGUCGGAGAAGUUCUAUGUUGGGCAGCCCCGCUUCCUGCUGCUGUUCUACGCCAUGUACAACACGCUGGUGGCCCGCUCAGAGAUGGUGUGCUACUUCGUCAUCAUCCUCAACCACAUGGUCUCCGCCUCCAUGAUCACCCUCGUGCUGCCCAUCCUGAUCUUCCUCUGGGCCAUGCUGUCCGUCCCCCGGCCCAGCAGACGGUUCUGGAUGAUGGCCAUCGUCUACACAGAGGUGGCAAUUGUGGUCAAGUAUUUCUUCCAGUUUGGGUUCUUUCCCUGGAACAAGAGUGUGGAGUUGAACAAAGACAAGCCUUACCACCCACCCAACAUCAUCGGGGUGGAGAAGAAGGAGGGCUACGUUCUCUACGACCUCAUCCAGCUGCUGGCCCUCUUUUUCCACCGGUCCAUCCUGAAGUGCCACGGCCUGUGGGACGAAGAUGACAUCGCCGACGGCGGCUCGGACGAGGUGGGCUCGGACGACGAGCUGUCCCUCGGCCACGGUAGGAGGGGCUCCUCCGACUCCCUGAAGUCCAUCAACCUGGCCGCGUCCGUGGAGUCGGUGCACGUGACCUUCCCGGAGCAGCCGGCCGCCAUCAGGAGGAAGCGCUCCAGCAGCGGCUCCCAGACGUCCCAGGGCUCCAGCUUUUCCUCCAAUAGGUCCAAGAGAGGCAGCACAAGCACCCGAAACAGCAGCCAAAAAGGAGGCAGUGCUGUGAGCAUCAAGCAAAAAAGCAGACGGGAACUUUAUGUGGAGAAGCUUCAAGAACACUUAAUCAAGGCAAAAGCCUUUACUAUAAAGAAGACCCUGCAGCUCUACGUGCCCAUCAGACAGUUCUUCUACAACCUCAUCCACCCCGACUACAGCGCCGUGACCGACGUGUACGUGCUCAUGUUCCUGGCAGACACCGUCGACUUCGUCAUCAUCGUCUUCGGCUUCUGGGCCUUUGGGAAACAUUCAGCCGCGGCCGACAUCACCUCCUCGCUGUCGGAGGACCAGGUCCCGGGGCCCUUCCUGGUGAUGGUCCUCAUUCAGUUUGGGACCAUGGUGGUGGACCGGGCACUGUACCUCAGGAAGACGGUCCUGGGGAAGGUCAUCUUCCAGGUCAUCCUGGUGUUUGGAAUUCACUUCUGGAUGUUCUUCAUCUUGCCUGGUGUGACUGAGAGGAAAUUCAGCCAGAACCUGGUCGCCCAGCUUUGGUACUUCGUGAAAUGCGUGUAUUUCGGGUUGUCCGCCUACCAGAUCCGCUGCGGCUACCCGACGCGGGUCCUCGGAAACUUCCUCACCAAGAGCUACAACUACGUCAAUCUCUUCUUGUUUCAAGGGUUCCGCCUCGUCCCUUUUCUGACGGAGCUGAGGGCCGUGAUGGACUGGGUGUGGACGGACACGACCCUGAGCCUGUCCAGCUGGAUCUGUGUGGAGGACAUCUACGCUCACAUAUUCAUCCUCAAGUGUUGGCGGGAGUCGGAAAAAAGGUACCCGCAGCCCCGGGGGCAGAAGAAGAAGAAGGUGGUCAAGUACGGGAUGGGGGGGAUGAUCAUCGUCCUGCUCAUCUGUAUUGUCUGGUUCCCUCUGCUCUUCAUGUCUCUGGUCAAAUCUGUCGCCGGGGUCAUCAACCAGCCCCUGGACGUCUCGGUCACAAUUACCCUGGGCGGGUACCAGCCUAUUUUCACAAUGAGUGCCCAGCAAAGCCAGCUGAAAGUUAUGGACCAGCCAAAGUUUAAUAAAUUUAUUAAAGCUUUUUCUAAGGACACUGGUGCUAUGCAAUUUCUGGAAAAUUAUGAAAAAGAAGACAUAACAGUAGCAGAACUGGAAGGAAACUCAAAUUCUUUGUGGACCAUCAGCCCUCCCAGUAAGCAGAAAAUGAUACACGAGCUCAUGGAUCCCAAUAGUAGCUUCUCUGUUGUUUUUUCAUGGAGUGUGCAGAGAAACAUGAGUCUGGGUGCAAAAGCAGAAAUAGCAACAGAUAAGCUUUCUUUUCCUCUUAAAAAUACGACACGAGAGCACAUUGCUAAAAUGAUAGCUGGCAACAACACAGAAAGUUCCAAAACGCCAGUGACCAUAGAAAGGAUUUACCCAUACUACGUGAAAGCACCCAGUGACUCUAACUCCAAACCCAUAAAGCAACUUCUAUCUGAAACUAAUUUCAUGAACAUAACCAUCAUUUUGUCCAGAGACAAUACAACUAAAUCCAACAGUGAGUGGUGGGUUCUCAACUUGACUGGGAAUAGAAUCUACAACCAGCAUGUGCAGGCCCUGGAGCUGGUGGUCUUCAAUGACAAGGUCAGCCCCCCAAGCCUGGGGUUCCUGGCCGGCUACGGUAUCAUGGGCCUCUACGCUUCGGUGGUCCUGGUGAUUGGGAAGUUUGUCCGAGAAUUCUUCAGUGGGAUUUCUCACUCCAUCAUGUUUGAAGAGCUUCCAAAUGUGGAUCGGAUUUUGAAGUUGUGCACAGAUAUUUUUUUAGUUCGAGAGACCGGGGAGCUGGAAUUGGAGGAGGACCUCUAUGCCAAAUUAAUAUUCCUGUACCGUUCGCCAGAAACCAUGAUCAAAUGGACCAGGGAGAAAACAAACUGACGCCCCAGGCCACAGACCACAAGCCAAGUUCACAUUGGAAUUUUCCAAAGAAAACAAGAAAAGCACAAUACUCUCCUAAGAGCUAAGCAUUUCUAAUUCGGUGGAAACGGUCUCUCUUCUGACUGGUGCAGAAGGAGUGGGCUUCCUUUUGCCCUCAGAGCUCCGAGCAAAGGCACUCUCGAAAAGUCCUUUGUAAUUCCAUUCCUCUGAAAUCAGGGCUACUCGCUUUAUGUUUUAGUCCCCGGUGUCUUGCAGUCUGAUCGACUAUGUGGAGGAGUCAUUGAUGGGUCUCGUCCCUCAGAGAAACAGAACAGGAGGAGGAGAAGGAAGGAAAGGCCUUCUCCUGUGAGGGACGGUGCCCUCCGAAGAGACGCUACAAUGCAACGCAAUGCACGGGGCUCUGCGGCCAAGGGGACGCUGCUGUGAGGAGGACGGGGGGCCCUGCACCCCGAAUAUGCAACAGAACGGGGGCUGAAAACUCCUACACAUACGUCCAGGGGGGAAAGAGGGAGGGGGCCGGUGACCCAUGGCGAUGCCAGUGGAAGGAUAAGCCUCAUUCUAAGCAAAAAGAAAACAUUAGUGACACUUACUGCCUUACCUUAACUGAAGACUAAUGAGAAAUCUUUCCAUUAAACACCAGUGACCUCUCAGGAAAAAAAAGCAGCAAAACAAAUACGUGGACAUGGUGUUGCUGAGGCCCAGGUGGUGACUCACUCCGACCUGGUGGUUUUCUGGUUCAGAGAGUUACUGCUCCCCGUGAAACACCGACGCCCAGCUGGAGGCGGGGUCCUUGGACGUUGUCACCUUUACUGACUGAGGUCUGAGCUCUCCUCUGCCCCACCCCCGACGCUUCCUCCCAUUUCCAUGAUUCACGGCCGUGGUUUUUCCAGUAUGUGACAUUUUUUUUCCCUGUUUUUCAGGUCUAUCAACGAGUUUACAUAUUCCAAUUCACAUUUUUACAUCUGAGACGGGUUUUUUUAAGUUCAAAAUUAUGGAAGAAAUAUGUAUAUUGAGCUUGGGGAAAUAAACAAAUGGCCUUUUCUUAAAUUAUUAUUAUGGGUCAUACAACCUCUUCAUGAAAUAACAAUGUAGCAUGAAAAGCUGAUGAUUGAAAUGUAGUUUUCAUUCCAUAUUAAAAGACAGUUUCUGAGAAGAAUCAUCGAAUGGACUAGACUAUGUCCCCCCAAAAAAUGAUCCUCUGUAGUUUGGGUUCAGGACUGACAAAAUAAAGCACAUCCUGCAAAGUCACUCUAAGAAUACUCUUCAUUCUGCCUUACUGCAUGAACUAGGAAAAGCGACUUCUCUGUACUGUGUACCGGGAGCUAAAAAAAUCAACUAAGAAUCCACUUCUUGUUGGUUGCAUUGUGGGUUUUCUCAUGUGGGUGCUCUAUGGGAAUAAUAAAAGCAGGAAACAACUGGUGAGAAAUUAACUUCCCAGAAGGAAACCAUUACAGUGAAUAUGGAUCCUUUAAAACAGAGAGUUCAACUGAUGCCCUGUGUCUUCUAGGGAAUCAGUGCGAACCUGUGCUUCAGCCGUGAAAGCCGCGUGCCUCCCCCCUGCUUAGAGAAAUGCUUGUCGUCGUAGCAAUAAACUCAGAGCACUCAGGGAGCUUUUCAGCCCACACUUGAUUUCCCGACAGCAGGAAGCGUCUUCCUGCACGUUCCUGGUUGUGAAUUCUUUCUUUUAAAAAUGUCAGCAGGGGACCCUGAGAGAGAGCACAUUACAGCAUAUUUAGGAAGAAAAGGAAUAGGAAUCCUUCUAACAGGCGUAGAGGUAAAGGAUGCCAGGAUGGUAAACAGGUCCCAUGGUUCAAGAAAAAGCCUCAGGUGUGGAGGAGGGAGGGCACAGAACAACACAGAGAGAUGCAGAAGGACCAGUCCUGCCGAGGCCUGUGCUGGAGUGGGGACUCCCCAGAGAAGGAGGUGCCUCUGCUGGGACCCCCGGCCAGCCUGUCACAACCCUGUUCAGCCCAAUUAUCUGACAACGUGAAGGGAUCAGCAAGCUGUAACCGGCUUAAUCCUCACCCUCAAAUGAGCGCCAGACCCGGCCCAGAGAUGAGGGACUCAUGUCCCCUUAGAAUAUGUUCUCUGGAGAUAGCUCUGAGAGGGACCGUCCCCAAGGACCUGGGGGGGGUGGGGUCUGAGCAGCGAGGAGGGAGGACCAGGCAGAGGGACAUGGGGCUUCACCCAGCCCCAGGGGUGCUGGCGAGCUGGGGCCACCCUUCCAGCUCCUGAGCAAAGGCCCAGCAUCUGGAUGCUUUAUGCAUAAUUGCCAAAAUCUUGGAAGCAACAAAGAUGUCCUCCGGUAGGUGAAUGGAUAAAUAAAUAAAACUGUGUUAGA
This is a messenger RNA of Balaenoptera musculus (blue whale), 11007 nucleotides long. RefSeq names its product piezo type mechanosensitive ion channel component 2 (gene PIEZO2). Gene Ontology annotation, biological process: detection of mechanical stimulus; cellular response to mechanical stimulus; regulation of membrane potential. The coding region runs from base 501 to 8666 and encodes 2721 amino acids. The record is from RefSeq and is a predicted model, not a curated record. Gene Ontology annotation, molecular function: mechanosensitive monoatomic ion channel activity; monoatomic cation channel activity. NCBI's taxonomy places the organism in Eukaryota, Metazoa, Chordata, Mammalia, Artiodactyla, Balaenopteridae. Gene Ontology annotation, cellular component: plasma membrane. The transcript has 52 exons.